Messenger RNA from Strongylus vulgaris, 855 nucleotides. Lineage: Eukaryota; Metazoa; Nematoda; Chromadorea; Rhabditida; Strongylidae. The record is from the annotation of a GenBank genome assembly.
GAUUGGCAAUCGUUUCAUGAAAUGAUUUUGUUGCUGGAGUGGACUUCUAACGACUAUCCUACCGAUCCUUUUUGUAAACUUGUCCUUUGCCGAGCAUACGCUCAUAUAGGCUGCAUGUACCGAAUGGUUGCGCUUACUCGAGCGCUAGAUAUAAAAUCAGUUCAGAGGGACACUCUUGGUUACAUUAUGUUUCCUAUGCCAGAACUUUGUGGCAGGUUGGACUAUCUCACAACAUUCAUAAUUUCGUUAAGAUUUAAUGUUGGUAUAGUUCACUACACAGAAAUGGUGGAAGUGUAUGAGCAGGCAGAGAAAGAGAUUAGCGAAGCAUUGAUAGGAGCUUAUCGUAACGGUGCGUUUAUGCAAGUUCCCAAUCUAGUGGCCCUAGCGGAUAAGAUGAAAAAAUCUGCGAUGUCUGUCGGUGCCAAUGAACUUCAUCGAUACUUGUCCGCAUUGUUUGCAAUUGACAACCUUGAUGAAGCACUCAACACUCUGCACGGUAGUGACGAUACUAUUGAAUGGGAUUCGUUAACAGAUAACCGUGACCUCGGCGUCAUUCCAUCUUUUGAACGAAAUGUGAAAGAGGACCUGGAAAGUCUUCGAAAGAUCACUCAACAAGAAUUUGUAGACAUGACUCGACUCAGACAUUACCUUUCGCAAGCGGUUGGCUCGGCUGGAGGAGCGAAAGGCGCUGGUCCUCAAGAAUUGGGUGCUGAUGUUACUCUCUUACGAGUACAUCUUGAGCAUUGUCGCCAAACUUACUCUCCGGAUGCUUUGCAGGUGAGGCUGUGUCUUGAUUCUAAGAAGACUUAUAAUGUGCAUACUGCACAUGGCAUUCCCUGCAACCAUUGCCUCUAG